UGUCGAUGAUUCUUAGCCGGAUGUAAGUAUGGCGGCAAGAGAGUGUUGACUAAUUUUGGAUAUUCAAAACAUUCAAAAUCACGUUUAUCGGGUGACACAACCUGCAAGUGGAUAAUAUAUCCAAAGUGAGGUCAAAAUGUAGCUGAAAUCUUCAACUAAUACAUAAAUGAGCUAUUAAUCCUUAUGAAAGAAAAAUAAGUUGCAUUCGACAGUAUGGCGUCUAGUGAAGAAUCUACUGGUGAAGAUGAAAAUAAAAGUCAUUUAGACGAGAAUGCUGCUUUUUCCACAAAGACCAAUGUAGUAAAUACAGGCCUGGACUCUGUUCUGAAGUCGCAUGAACUCACUGAUAACCAGAGUGCUCAUGUUAAUGGAUUAUUCAAUGGAAAGAGUCAUUUCGUUAAGGAAAUGCCUGAUUCAGGUGUGAAUAAUAGUGAAGAUUCAAUUAAGAUUGAAGGAAAGAAUGAAAUGGAGGAUUACAAAGCUGGGUUGGAUUUUGUUGUAUCGGCUAAAGAUUCUCUUGAGAAAGAGCAUGUUGAAAUGGAAUGGGAUACAGCUCCAAAACCUAUGACAGAUCUGCUGGAAAAUGGGAGGACGUGUUUUCAACAAGAUUUCACUAAAAUUGAAUUGAAUUGCAUUAUUAAACAAGAAUGUGAUAAGGAAAACUUUAAUGAGUGCGACUCGGUAUGCUUGGAAAAAAAUAACUUCAAAGUGAACGUUGAUAACAACAGUGAUUCAAUUAGUGAUUUGGUGAGUGUGAGUUCCACAACUCCUGAUAAUUUGAAUUUGUCUUUAAAAAAUGGCUGUGAUGAUUUCUGCAAUAACGGUACUGUACGACAGAUAUCUGAUUUGGAUCUAUCUAACAGUACAAGAGACCAAGGCCUUUGUGUUGACAAAGAAAAAAAAGAAUCUUUAUUUGUUGGUAAUAUAACUAAACCAAAGAAGAAAAUUUGUUCUCAACUGAUUGAGAAACUAGAUUAUAAAUUAUUGGAAGGGAAAAAAGGCAUUGAUCUCUUAACUGCAAUAGAGGAGCAGACAAAUGCAAAUUUAAAAAAGCACGACUUGAGGGUAUCCAGUUCCGAGUCAGGAACAAGUAUUGAAAUUGAACCAAGUCCAAGAAAAGCUAGAACAAGAUCUGUAGAUAGUAUGGAAAAACCAAAACGAGGCCUUAAAAGAGCCUUAUCUGCAGAUAAUAAUGAUAAUCCUUCUAAAUUACCCAAAAUAGAUUUCAGAAAUUUACAAGCAUGUAAAGAAUCACUGAAACAAGAGAAAAGUAAGGAAGAGAAAUAUAAGCACAGUCACAAUAGGCAUGAUGAUAAAAAGAAGAGUCAUUCUUCCAGCAGGAGGCAUCAUAGAUCAUCAGAUAGAAAACCACGUUUGUUAACAGAUGGAAACUACAGUUACCCUCCUAGCGAUUCUUCAUUGAAGUAUCGAAAAUAUUAUCAUAUAGAGACACACUCAAAUGGUGGUGCCAAAAUACUGAGAAUGUAUAAUGAUGAGAUUAAACAUCUCAAUUCAUCUGAAAUGAAAAAUUUAGCUUAUGAAUUUUUUAAACUUGCCUUCGAAGAGGAUUCAAAGGGCCAUGCUAAAUUUGUUAUUGCAAUAGUGCAUGGGUCUGCUAAGUAUCUUCCAGAUAUUUUACAAUAUAUGGCUGAUCGUUAUCCAAAUUUGACAGUUCAUAAUGGUUUACUCAGUAAGAGUUCCGACAUUGAAACAACAACACUUUCUGUCUACAACGAAAAUGUUAAGAAAACUUAUGAUAAAGGUACUUAUAGGUAUGGACCUCUUCAUCAGAUUAGCAUUGUUGGUACUGCUCAUGAAGAAGUUGGCGGCUAUUUUCCUGAUAUUUUAGAGAAAUUGGAGGAAAACCCCUUUCUUCGUUUAGUUAUGCCAUGGGGAAAUCUUUCAAGUUGUAAUAAAAUGUUACCAUCAGAAUCCAAUGAUGGCCCAAUAGUUUGGUGUCGGCCUGGUGAACAGCUUGUUCCUACAGUUGAUACAAAAACCCCCGUGAAAAGAAAGAGGACUGGCAUAAAUGAAUUACGAAAUCUACAGUAUUUACCAAGAAUGUCAGAAGCAAGGGAACAUCUAUUUGAAGAUAGAACUAAAGCUCAUGCAGAUCAUGUUGAUGCUGGUUUAGACAGGAAAACAACUGCUGCAGUGGGGAUUCUCAAAGCAAUUCAUGGUGGAAAAAACGAGGGAUCAAUAAAUAGAAUAACUAAGGAUGUCAUUGCUUUUUCUGCCAAGGAUUUCGAUAUUCUAUCAGAAAAAUUGCAGCUAGAUCUUCAUGAACCUCCAAUUUCACAGUGUGUUACAUGGAUAGAAGAUGCCAAAUUGAACCAGUUACGCAGAGAGAAUAUAGAAUAUGCUAGAAUAAAUUUAUAUGAUAAUGAUAUAUAUUUUUUACCCAGAAAUAUAAUUCACCAAUUUAGAACAGUGUCUGCUGUGACAAGUAUAGCUUGGCAUGUGAGGCUUAAGCAAUAUUCACCUCACAUUCACAAGGAUCAAGUGGGAACAUUUGAAAAAUCAAGCCAUGCCCAUAAACACGAAAAAUCAAAACAUAAAAAGUCCUCUGAAUCUGAGAAAAUAAAGCAAAAGCUUGAUUUCACUACUUGUAUAUCAUCACAGAAAGAUAUUAUCAAGGACAAAAAUAAGGACAAAAGAGACAGAGACAAAGAGAAAUCUAAAAACCGGCAUGAUAAUUCUUCACACAAAACUAAUAAUAAAGAUAAAAAUCACAAAUCAUCACAUUCUUCUAAUAAGCAUAAGGAUCAUGAUAAAUAUAGGGAUAAAUCGAAGAGUCACCAUCUUAAGCAUAGAUAUGAUAAACAUACUAAGGAACAGGAUAAAAAAGCAAAAACUCAUUCAGCACAUAGUAACAGUAAUGGCAAACAAAAUGAAGAAUACAGGAAGUCUUCAGAAGGUUGUAAAAUUCCUGAAUCUCCCAAAAACCCUAUUUCUCCUACAAAGCAUGUUUUGAAUCCAUUGUCAAAUUCAAACAAAUUGAGUCCAGCAAAAGUAAGUUCCACCACCUUCAGUAUUGAAAAAACCGAUGGUUGUUCGGAAGAUAAAAGUGACACUUCUGUGAUACAUACACCUGUAAAAAGGCAACAAAUCGGCACUAAUCUCGUUUCGCCUUUCAAAUUCAAAACGGAAAAGAAGUUAAACAGAAUAAUCCAGCCUGGUUUGCCUCAAUCGUCAGAUGUCCUAGGGGAUAUUUUGAAACACAUGAAGAAGUGUGAUCCCCACAUAUAACAGUCGCUUUUUUGAACUGGAUCCCCGUUCAGAAUAUCCCCAAUCAAAUCAAAAAUUUUAUAUGUACAUACUUAAUUUAUUUCCAAGAUCGCAACUUGAAGCUUAUUUUACAUUUUUGAGAUAAUCAGUUUGGAUAUGUCGGGUGUUGAAAAAAGGAGGACGAACCCUUAACUUAGAAAUAUCCUUUAGCUUUCAGAUCUUCAUCUAAGAUCCUAUGCUAGAUAAAAGCAUUUUCAGGUAGAGUUACCUGCUAUUGAAUUUCGAACAAGUUACAAUGACCUGACAAUUUUUUUUCAUUGCCUGUUAUAGUUGUAUGUAAUGUAGCUUAUUACACCAAAAAUAUUCUUAUAUACUCCUAGGAAUCAUGCCUUAUAUUGGAAAUGUUUCUUGACCUCCACCACCAAAUUGUGAUAUAGUCAAUUUGAUGAGUAUUAAUUUGAUAAAGAUUAUUAACUGAUGAAAUUCCAUUUGUACCAAAUCUUCCUUGUGAUUGGAACAUUUCAUGUUUAUCAAUAAUUACUUCAAUUUUGUGUGAGGUGGAGGGGAAAAAGGCCACCAAUAGAACUACAUACAUAAAAAAAUAACUUCUGAAUAUACAAAUGCACCUAUUCUUUACAUUCUUAGGUAAAAUCAAAAGUCUUUAAUGUAACGAUGAUUUACUAACUGGUUGGAGUGAAAUGUAUCACAUUUCGAAUUGAAGAUAGUUGCUGAAAUUCAGGCAUGUGUCAGUUGUCUUUUGUCUAGUAGUCCCUUUCUUUUGAAUCAAUGCAUCAUCACACUCCUUCAGUCAUAUUUAUGAUAAUCCUAUUUAUUUAUAGAGAAUAGUUUUUCCUGCAUCUCUAUUCCGAUCAUUUCAGUGUUGGAACUAAGUUUUCCAUUUGUUACUUAUAAAUUUCUUCAAAUAUGAUUCAAUUCAGAGUACCUUUCGGUACAAUUCUGUUUCGACACCAAUAGCUGAAAGUUAUCCACUGAUUUAGUGGUCCUGAGUGUAAUUUUUGAUUUUAUAUUUAUGUAUAUAAUAUUUAUUCCUUGGCUUUUCAUAAAGAAAUUUCUUAUUACUUCAAAUCACUAUUUAAUUCCCAUUCUAUAAAAUACAUCAUAAAUAGCAGAUAUUUUCAAGGCCUAAUUGAUGGUACAGCCAGACAACAUCAAACAUUUUAAUGACUAGAUAAAAGUAUAAGACAUUCUUUUGGGAUCAACUUCAUUGCGACUUUCUUUUGAAUGGUUAUUGUUUAAUUUACACUUUGGUGAUCGAAAUGCUUUGGAUUCAAUCAAUUUUUAACUCUUGAACAUUCUUUGGCAGGUUUAGCUCAAUAGAACAGCUUUACCUGGAUCGAAUUUGAUUUUUUUUUCAACAGAUUCCUCUAUUCAUCAGUUGCUUUGAAUGUGAUUUCUAAUGUUUUUCAUUUUUUCUUUUCCAGGUUAUAAAUAAUUGAUAUGAAUAGCUUGAACUUUCAUAAAGAUGUGGCUACAAUAAUUUCAAGCUUUUUUAUUUAUCUUUUUACUAUUGAAAAAUUUAAAUGUUUUUUGUAUAUGUAUGUUAUAUAUUUUGAUAUAUUUUGUUUUUUUUUUUAAACUGGAUUAAUAAGAAGUUCUUUUUGACAUUUACCAGUGUGAUAACAUUCUACUAUAUUUUUAUCACUACCAUUAUCAUACCCAGUGAGUAUUAGGAAAUUUUUUUGUAUUCCUAAGAUCACCACUAUUUUUUUGUAUAUAUGUGAAAUUCAUUUAAAUUACACAAUUCCGGUUGAAAUUCGUGAUUAUUCUGAUUGACUUUAUAAAAUUCGUAAACGCCAUAUAGAUUCUUGGUUGAUUGAAAAUUGUAAAUAUUGUAUAUAAUGAAGUGUAAAAAUUUUGAAUACAUAAUAAUUUGGAAUAUCUCUAAACAACUAAAAUACACCUAGGUUCAAUGGCUCCUUCUAAAUAAUUCAUCAAUUUAAAUGUGAAAUGAAAUUGUUAUUUUUUUAAUAUUUGUAGAGAUAUUAAAAUGAAAAGUGAUAUUUGUAAUGAAUUAGUAUUUCAUGAACUCUGACGUCACAAAACUAAAGGUGCUAUUUGUGGGUCAAAUGUGAGUUUCCAUUUUAUAAGAUUCCAUUACUUGAAUAUGUUCAUUAGGAUUCUGUGAAGUUGUUUCGAGAGAAAAAUAUAGUAUUAUUUCACAGUUU
Molecule: messenger RNA, 5414 nt
Organism: Coccinella septempunctata (seven-spotted ladybird)
Lineage: Eukaryota; Metazoa; Arthropoda; Insecta; Coleoptera; Coccinellidae
Exons: 6
Coding region: 214-3249 (1011 amino acids)
Cellular component (GO): nucleus
Source: RefSeq, a predicted model, not a curated record